This is a messenger RNA of Andrographis paniculata, 1124 nucleotides long. Its product is annotated as B3 domain-containing protein REM8-like. The transcript is spliced from 4 exons. Bases 92 to 916 code for a protein of 274 amino acids. Gene Ontology annotation, molecular function: DNA binding. The record is from RefSeq and is a predicted model, not a curated record. NCBI's taxonomy places the organism in Eukaryota, Viridiplantae, Streptophyta, Magnoliopsida, Lamiales, Acanthaceae.
GUACAUUUAAUCAUCACACUGACGCACCAAAUUAAAGAGGGACUCUGCUCUUCAGAUCAGUCGAAUCCAUUCUCAGAAUGAAAAAUCGAAAAUGGAAAAACGAAAACUCCAUUUCUUCAAGAUCAUGAUGCCUGGAUUCCAACACAAACUCAAUCUGCCAGAAAGUUUCUGCAAUAAUCUAAAGCUGAAGGCGAAGAAGAUAGUACCGAAAGAGGCAGUGGUGAAGAGCAGGUUGGGGACAUGGAGGAUGACAGUAAUCUGUAAGAAUAUUGGGCGAGGUCUGAAUCCGAUCAUCUCCUUCACGAAUGGAUGGCCAGAUUUCGUCGUCCGCCAUGGCCUGACCUUGUGGGAUCUCGUGGUGUUCCAACACACACCAUCAGUGGACGAUCUUCAGUUUACUGUCGUCUUCGUCUUCGACGCAACUGCUUCUCAGAAGGAUCCAUCAAUCGUCCUCCCAAAGAGCUCUUUGAAUUUGUCCUCGCCUAAUUCUAAGAAAACCCUAACCAAAAAAAAUCAGCAGCAAGAGAAGAAACGUGGAUCGGCAGAUGCUGGCAAGAACAAUGUAUUUUUUACCGCGACAGUGAAGCGUUGGCCUGUCGCAAAGCGAAUGUGGAUUCCGGUGGAAUUUUUGAGGGCGGCGAAGAUGGAGAAGACGACGAGUGUGGUUCUGAGGAACGGCGACGGGAGAGAGUGGGGGGUGGUGGUGACGAUGAGCAGGGAGAGGGGCGGGAAGGGGGUGAGGGGUAGAAUGGGGGCCGGCUGGGGUCAAUUCUACGACGAAAACAACCUUAAAGCCGGAGAUGUCUGCACUUUUCACCUCGUAAGUAAUAAGCGUCUUCGAUCCCCCAACCAUCAUCUUAUUGUAAUUGAUGUCCAGAUUCGUCACUGCCGUCGCCGCCGCCGCCGCCGCCGUUGAUGUCCUGUCCGAAUUACUGCUUAUUUGAUUUGCUGCUAUAUAUAUAUAUAUAUAAAUAUGUAUGGAUGGAUGGAUAUUGUAGCUUCCAUGUGUGUGUUUUGGGUUAGUUUGGGGUUCUGUAAUUGGUUGCUUGUAGUAAUUUGAAGCAGGGGCAAAUGAUUUCUUGUUUAUUUGUAAGAUUUUCUGGGUACUUAGACUUUAAUUUCGA